UCUCCCUCUAUUGAAUUUUCCCCUUUGCAGCAUCAGUAGCACAGAGGCGGCCUCCGACCACAGUACGUUGUUCCUGCUCUCCCCUCUGUGUAUGUGCGUGUGCGUGUGUGUGUGCGUGUUUUCUAAGGUUGGGAAGAAGCCAGGCUACGCACACGGACAGCAACUAAACACGAGCCAAACAAAACGCGCCGCCGGUCACCGGAGGGGACUCGUCAGUUUUCCGUGCUGCAGCAUCUCGGGGGAGAAAACAGAACAAGAUGUCAGCCAGAGGCGGAAAGAAGAAGGCCACCAAGCUGUCCCGCUCAUCCAGGGCGGGCGUCAUCUUUCCUGUGGGGAGGAUGAUGAGGUACCUGCGCACUGGCACGCACAAAUACCGCAUCGGCAUGGGGGCGCCUGUCUACAUGGCAGCGGUCAUCGAGUACCUGGCAGCUGAAAUCUUGGAGCUGGCAGGAAACGCAGCACGGGACAACAAGAAAGGACGAAUAACUCCCAGGCACAUCAAGCUGGCUGUGGCCAACGACGAGGAGCUCAACCAGCUUCUACGGGGGGUGACCAUAUCAAACGGAGGGGUGUUGCCUCGCAUCCACCCGGAGCUGCUCUCAAAGAAGAGGGGGGCCAGGGUGAAAGUGGACCAGUCAUCCAUCCCUGAGAAACAGGAAGAGCGCUCAAAGAGCAAGAAGCCCGUCAAAACCGUCAAGAAGGUCAAAGGCAAACGAGGCCGAAAGCCAAAGAGCACAGACAACGACAAAGAGUCUGUACCAAACUCCACAGCUGAGGACGGUCCUGGAGACGGAUUCACCAUCCUGUCAGCGAAGAGCCUCUUCCUGGGACAAAAGCUUUCACUAACAGAGAGUGAAAUCAGUAAAAUCGGAACAAUCAAGGUGGAAGGAAUAAUCAACCCGACAAAUGCAGAGAUGGACCUCAAGGACGGAGUUGGCAACGCUCUGGAGAAGGCUGGAGGCCGGGAGUUCCUGGAUGGAGUGAAGGAGCUGCGGAAAGCACAGGGGCCCUUGGAGGUGACAUCAGUGGCAGUGAGCCAGGCCAACGGGAUGGCAGCGCGCUUUGUCAUCCACUGCAACGUCCCUCAGUGGGGCUCGGAGAAGUGUGAAGACCAGCUGGAGAAGACGGUAAAGAACUGUCUCUCAGCAGCAGAGGAGAAGAAGCUCAAGUCUGUAGCUUUCCCUUCACUUCCUGCUGGACGGAACGGCUUCCCAAAGCAAACCGCCGCCCAGCUCAUCCUCAAGGCCAUCUCCAACCAUUUCGUGUCGUCCACCAGCUCCUCCCUGAAAAACAUUUACUUUGUUCUGUUUGACAGUGAGAGCAUCGGAAUAUACCUUCAGGAAAUGGCAAAGCUGGACGCCAAGUGAGGAGUCCUGUUUCAGGCAUUUGUUUUUCUAAGUGUUGUUUGUUGCUGAUGGUGUAGAUAGGUGACAGUAGGGAUUUUGGAUCUGUCUUGGUUAAUGAGGAAUAAAAAAAAAAAUAUUUGUGAGUGGAGUGUUGUUCACGUUUAUGUUCCACUGUCCCUUCAAGAGAUUGCAUUAUUUCUAGAUUAGAUAACUUAAAUCCGUACAGUUUGCUGUUAUGGUUCCUUCUUUCACCGAUGUUUUUACAUUCCAUGUACAAAUAUAACAGUUUUUUUUCCUGGCCUCUGUAGUUUCUGAUACAGUUAGUUUACUAAAAAAAUAAAUAAAAAAAAUGUGGUUCUCAUUUUGCUUUGAAAUAAAAACCCAAAUGUUUUACACCAGA
Messenger RNA from Pleuronectes platessa (European plaice), 1746 nucleotides. RefSeq names its product core histone macro-H2A.2. Gene Ontology annotation, cellular component: nucleosome. Bases 258 to 1367 code for a protein of 369 amino acids. The record is from RefSeq and is a predicted model, not a curated record. Gene Ontology annotation, molecular function: protein heterodimerization activity; structural constituent of chromatin; DNA binding. The transcript is spliced from 9 exons. Gene Ontology annotation, biological process: nucleosome assembly. NCBI's taxonomy places the organism in Eukaryota, Metazoa, Chordata, Actinopteri, Pleuronectiformes, Pleuronectidae.